AUGGCCCUGGCAGAGCCUCUAGAAACUUUAAUGGACACCAGGACAGCUACUGCAGAGCUGGGCUGGACAGCCAAUCCCGCAUCAGGGUGGGAAGAAGUCAGUGGCUACGAUGAAAACCUGAACACCAUCCGCACCUACCAGGUGUGCAAUGUCUUCGAGCCCAACCAGAACAACUGGCUGCUUACCACCUUCAUCAACCGGCGGGGGGCCCAUCGCAUCUACACGGAGAUGCGCUUCACUGUGAGAGACUGCAGCAGCCUCCCCAAUGUCCCAGGCUCCUGCAAGGAGACUUUCAACUUGUACUAUUAUGAGACUGACUCAGUCAUUGCCACCAAGAAGUCGGCCUUCUGGUCCGAGGCCCCCUACCUCAAAGUAGACACCAUUGCUGCAGACGAGAGCUUCUCCCAGGUGGACUUCGGGGGAAGGUUGAUGAAGGUCAACACGGAAGUCAGGAGCUUUGGGCCUCUUACUCGGAAUGGUUUUUACCUUGCUUUCCAGGAUUAUGGAGCCUGUAUGUCUCUCCUUUCUGUCCGUGUCUUCUUCAAAAAGUGUCCCAGCGUUGUGCAAAAUUUUGCAGUGUUCCCAGAGACCAUGACAGGGGCAGAGAGCACGUCUCUGGUGAUUGCUAGGGGCACGUGCAUCCCCAAUGCAGAGGAAGUGGAUGUGCCCAUCAAACUCUACUGCAACGGGGAUGGGGAGUGGAUGGUGCCCAUCGGGCGCUGCACCUGCAAGCCUGGCUAUGAGCCCGAGAACAGCGUGGCCUGCAAGGGUUUAACCAUCACAGGCCGCCCAGCCAAGCUCUACGUGCAGUACUGCAAAUACGUAGAGGCCCCAUACCGCCUGCCGCCCUGCCCAGCCUUUGGCUCCAGCGUAGGAGGGGCUGUCCCACAGCAGCAGGCUUAG
Messenger RNA from Diceros bicornis minor, 903 nucleotides. Its product is annotated as ephrin type-B receptor 1-like. The record is from RefSeq and is a predicted model, not a curated record. Gene Ontology annotation, molecular function: ATP binding; transmembrane-ephrin receptor activity; protein binding. Gene Ontology annotation, cellular component: membrane; neuron projection. The transcript has 4 exons. Gene Ontology annotation, biological process: axon guidance; cell surface receptor protein tyrosine kinase signaling pathway; protein phosphorylation. The coding region runs from base 1 to 903 and encodes 300 amino acids. Lineage: Eukaryota; Metazoa; Chordata; Mammalia; Perissodactyla; Rhinocerotidae.